GUUCAAUAAUUAUUCAUAAGUUAAUAACUUAUAUAACUCAUGAACUUUGCACUUUGGCUUAUGAAUAAAAGCUUCAAACAAAUUUGGAAUUGUGGAAUUAACCUAAAUUAGUUGGAUAAUCUGUACAAUAGUGAGUACAGGUUUGUUGCGUGUGUGUGAUUAAAUUGCUACAAUGAGAAAUGAGCAGUGCACGUUAUGUAUCCUGCUUUUGUCAAUUUCUGCUGUACAAACCUGCAUUAGAAAUCAGAAAAGUGCACCAUUCGUUCAUACUUCAUGCGGGCCGAUAGAAGGACUAAAAACCUCAUCGUAUGUAUUUAAGGGAAUUCCAUAUGCUAAACCACCAAUAUCCAGUCUACGAUGGAAGCCACCUGUACCAUUAACGAAAAGGGAUAACACAUGUUGGGAUGGUAUCCUCAAAGCAACCGAGUUUGGGAAUUGGUGUGUUCAACGAGAUCCAACGUCUCCCAUUGGCAUUUCUGGGAGCGAGGAUUGUUUGUAUUUGAACGUAUGGACGCCUACAAUAAACAGGAAUGCCAAUUUGCCAGUGAUGGUUUGGUUUCAUGGCGGUUCUCUCACAGAAUUAAGUGGAAAUUUUCCUACUUAUAGUCCAUCUGAAGAAGUUGCAGAGGCAACAAAUAUGGUUUAUGUUAGCAUGAACUACAGAUUAAAUGCUUUUGGGUUCAUGACUCUAUCAACUCCGUUACGUUUAACGGGAAACUAUGGUUUCAUGGACCAGAUAUUGUCGUUACGAUGGGUAAAAGAAAAUAUCAGGAGUUUUGGAGGUAAUCCAAAUCUGGUGACGUUGUUUGGGCAAAGUUCUGGAGCUACAAGCAUAAUGGUUUUAAUGGCUUCGCCAAUGACAACUGGUCUUUUCCAUAGAGUUUGGAUGAUGAGUGGAUCUGCCUUAUUGAAUAAAACGUACGAGGAGGCCGCAUUCGACAAUAAGAUAUUUCUUGAGAAUACUAAAUGUGCAGGAGCAGAUUGUUUGAUUAAUCUUCCCGCCAAAUAUAUUAUGGACGCCAUUCCAUGGGAUGUUUAUCCAUACUGGGCUAUGGAUGAUUUCGGUGAUUUACCUACUAACAAUCUAUUUGUUGGUGCUCUUGCAGUAGUUGAUGGUUUAGUUUUACCAGCUUCGCCUUUUGAGCUUUGGAAAAAAGGAAAAGGGAAUGAUGUUCCAGUAAUCAUAGGUAGUUCAGCUCAGGAACUGGAUUACUCUCCGAAGCAUACUGAUAUCGAGAAUUGGACAUGGGAUGAUUAUAUUAACAGGGUAUCAGAGAAAAUGAAUACGUUUCCUACAAUAAACGCAGAUCAGGUAAUUGGAAUGUAUCCAACGGGAGUAAUAUCUCCUGAAUACCAAUACACAACCAUGGGAACAGAUAUCCGUGUUACCUGUCCUGUAGAUGUGAUGACUCAUGCUAUAGGAUCCAGUUACAAGGCACCAGUAUACAGAUAUAUUGUCACAGCUUUUCCAACGGAACCAGCAUAUUUUUACGGAGUACCAUUUAAAGCAAAGUAUGCUGCACAUGGAAUUGAUGCAUUUGCUUUUUUCAACACCUUAAGAUAUUAUUACAAAAUUUCAAAAAAGGACAAACAGUUAACAGACACCUUAAGGAAAGAAAUAAUAAAUUUUGUCAAAACAGGAAAGCCGAGUACAAGCCUCUGGGAUGAGUUUCCAGAUAAAACUGCCAUACUAUCUGAUGGUUUAGUCGUUUCAGGGGGAUACCACAAGCAGGAAUGUUCAUUCUGGAUAAAAAACGGAUUCCUUCCAUAUUCAUGGAUUAAUUAAACAUAACAAUUCCUGUGACCUAUAUAAAUAUUGUCUCUAUUUAAGAGGGGGAAUGAAAAAUAGGUUAAAAAAAGUAAAAAAACAUGACCAACGGCUUAAAGAAUGUGAAGCUAUUUAUAAACUAUUAAGAAUUCAGAAUAAUGGUCGGGAAAUAAGAAAGAAAAGAAAAGAAGAGAGAAAUUACCUUAAAAAAACAGAAGUGAAGGAUCGACUCCCUGCCAGACCGGCAUUUGUUAUCCAUGGCUUAAAUUUAUAUAAUAAACGCUUCUUAUAUCUGUUGUGCCUCAAAAUCAAUUGUUCAUGUUGCUCUCUUGUUAUAAUUUGAUUUAGACAAUCAAACUUAACGGCGCAGAAACUAUUGGUGCAGAAACCUAGUGGCGCAGAAACCUAGUGGUGCAGAAACCAUUAACCUUCGAAUUCAGGAUUUGUGUUUCCCAGUCCUUAGUUAUAAACCUAUCUUUUCGAUGGAUGCGUAUUAUAUGCAUUUUUAAUUUUAGAAACUGGCAUACACCUACAAUUAGUAGUACACUUACAGGUAGAAUUUAAAUCUUGGGUCGUUUCAAAGUGUAAAUAUAAACCGUCGGUUAAAAACAAAUACUAACUCGUUUGAUGUUUUCUCUAUAGUAGAAAUAGAGAUGCUCAUGUUGAAGGCUGUAUAGUGACCUAUAGUUAAUUUCCGUGCGGAGAGUUGUCCCAUUGACAAUCAAACCACAUCUUCUUCUUUAUAUAAACUCAUUAGAUACUAGUAGACACAAAUAUAAAUACAUACUUCAAAAAGCAUAGAGUGGACGUGGUCGGGUACUUGUAGAUCCCAAU
Molecule: messenger RNA, 2602 nt
Organism: Mytilus trossulus (common blue mussel)
Lineage: Eukaryota; Metazoa; Mollusca; Bivalvia; Mytilida; Mytilidae
Product: para-nitrobenzyl esterase-like
Exons: 4
Coding region: 173-1786 (537 amino acids)
Source: RefSeq, a predicted model, not a curated record